ACACGUGUAGUGUGAGUGUGUGUAUACGUUUAGGAAGACCAAAGCUACGUCUUCUGAUAGGCAGCACUUGAAGCCAAUCAGGUGAUAGAAUGAGGGCAGGGCGACUGAGAAGCAGCCAAUCGGUACCUUCGCCGAAAACUCCGCACGGUCACGAGUUAUCUGGGUGAUAGUAACCGGCUUGGUACUUGUCGGGUUAUUGACGGACCUGGUUUGUUGCGUUACGUUGUGCGGCAGCAGACGGGAUUGGCUCUGGGCUCCCGGGUGGACUAUAGAGCGAAAGGACCAGGCUGUCAGUGACACCCGUCGCAUUUCCGGGACUCCUGGCUUGUUAUGACAUGGCAGCUGCUGUGUAAUUGUUUCUGUUCCCCGGACUCCCCGCUAUGGAAGGCCGUGACACUGAACGGGCCCCGCUACUAGGAGGCCGGACUGAGGCCCCGGUCUCGGCGUUCGCCGGCCGCCGCCUGGCAUGCUUCGCCGUGCUUCUGUCUGAGCUGCUGGAGAGAGUGGCCUUCUAUGGCAUUACUUCUAAUCUAGUGCUUUUCCUUAAUGGACCUAUCUAUAACUGGGAGGGUGCCCAGGCCAGCCAGGCCUUGCUGAUCUUCAUGGGCAUAACUUACCUGGUUUCGCCCUUCGGAGGAUGGCUGGCGGAUGCUUGGCUUGGUCGCUUCUGUACCAUCUUAAUCAGCAUGUUGCUGUACCUGCUGGGCAUGGUGACCUUCCCCAUGAUCACCUACUCGGGUACCAUGACUGGCUUCUGCGGGGAUAUCCAUCUGGGUGUCAUAGACAACUGCGCCACCCCUGCCAAUGCCACUGCCAAGCCCUGCAAGGAGAUGAGCAGGAUGUACUGUGCCCCAGCAGUCUUUAUAGGACUAGUCAUCGUGGGCUUGGGAGUGGGAUCGGUGAAGGCCAACAUCACCCCAUUCGGAGCAGACCAGGUUAAAGAUUGUGGACCAGAGGCAACACGUCGGUUCUUCAACUGGUUCUACUGGAGCAUUAAUUUGGGCGCAAUCAUCUCUCUCAGUGGAAUUGCAUAUGUUCAGCAAAAUGUGGGGUUUCUCACAGGCUACAUCAUCCCCGCAGCCUGUAUUGGUGUUUCGUUUUUGGUGUUUUUGUGUGGACAAACAUUUUUUAUUACAAAGCCUGCAGACGGUAGCGCAUUCACUGAUAUGUUUAGAAUUUUGGCCUAUUCCUGCUGCUCGCGGAAGCAUUCAAGAGAGACUCCAAGAAACGUCCAGAGCAAUUCUUCACAUCAACAAAGGAAUAAUAAAGGCGUUUUAGACUCGACCAAAUCCUCAAAUGGAGGCCCCUUCAGAGAUGAUAAAGUAGAAGACGUGAAAGCCCUGGUGAAGAUUAUUCCAGUAUUCUUGGCUCUUAUUCCUUACUGGACUGUGUAUUUUCAGAUGCAAACUACCUAUGUUCUUCAGAGUCUUCAUUUGAGAAUACCACAAAUAUUCAACAAUAAAGACCAUACGUUUCCAGCGGCAUGGCUAACAAUGUUUGACGCUGUGCUCAUUCUGAUUCUGAUACCACUAAAAGAUAAGUUUGUGGAUCCAAUGCUCAAAAGAAGAGGCCUGUUACCAUCAUCCCUCAAGCGAAUUGCAGUUGGAAUGUUUUUUGUAACUUGUUCUGUACUAGCUGCUGGCAUCCUGGAAAGUAAAAGAUUAUCAAUCGUGACACAUGACCGAAUAGCCCAGAAGAUUGGAAAUGUGACUUACUAUGCUGCCGAUCUAGCUAUAUGGUGGCAACUUCCCCAAUACUUACUUAUUGGGUUUAGUGAGAUUUUUGCAAGUAUAGCAGGAUUGGAAUUUGCCUAUUCUGCAGCACCUAAAUCCAUGCAGAGCGCCAUCAUGGGGCUGUUCUUUUUCUUUUCUGGUAUUGGGUCCUUUGUUGGCUCCGGACUUCUUGCCUUAGUAUCCUUACCAGGUAUUGGGUGGAUGAGUAGCCAUACAGAUCUAGGUAACAUUAACGACUGCCACUUGAACUUUUAUUUCUUCUUGCUAGCAGCUAUACAAGCAGUGACACUCCUCAUUUUCCUUAUAAUUUCUGUGAAAUACGAACGACAGCAGUCCAGAACGAAUGGAAAAAUCUAGCAAUACCUGUAUUUUUUUUUUUUUUCUUCUUCUACAAAACUGGAGCGCAGUAUCGGAUGACCUGGCUGAUAAAGUGCCUGUAAUAUUCUAAAUUGGACCAGUCUGUUGUAAAUUUUCAGUUUUAAUGACAUAAGAAGUGUAAACGGAAUUUGCUUUUCUCAUUGCACUAUUAAGGCUGUCCAGCAGUAUAACCAUCACACUCCAGUCCUAUAGAUGCCAGGCUAUUAGACAUUUGAGUGUACCAGAUAUUUGGCCAGAUUCAGUAACAAACCUAGUGUUGGCCUAAAGGUUCCUCUAAACCAGGUAAUGCUUAUUCUUGCCAAAAUAGCACUGACCAGAUUUUCAUGGGCUGUUGUAGAUUUUAAAAUAAACUUUGGUGUGCUGGG
This is a messenger RNA of Spea bombifrons (plains spadefoot toad), 2476 nucleotides long. RefSeq names its product solute carrier family 15 member 4 (gene SLC15A4). The record is from RefSeq and is a predicted model, not a curated record. Gene Ontology annotation, cellular component: membrane. Gene Ontology annotation, biological process: oligopeptide transport; transmembrane transport. NCBI's taxonomy places the organism in Eukaryota, Metazoa, Chordata, Amphibia, Anura, Pelobatidae. Bases 381 to 2090 code for a protein of 569 amino acids. Gene Ontology annotation, molecular function: transmembrane transporter activity. The transcript has 8 exons.